AUGGGCUACAUUCAGUUCGACAAAGAGGCCGUUCCGGCCGACAAUCUGGUCCCGCUGGAUCUGUUGAGUGCCCAGCUAGCGAAACAACGGCGGGAACAAGAACGCUGCGCGUGGCAGCCACAGCAGCCACAGGAGCUGCUGACGCGUGCGUCACUCACCUCCGCGGUUGGCGCGGAGGUGUGGGCGUUGCUUUGGGGCAUGCCCGUGUGCGGGCCGGAGUUUGGCGACGAUCUCUGUACGCGCCAGCAGAUCUCGCUGGACGAGGAGACCUGCGGCAUGCGCCUAGACACCACCGCGGUGUCGGCGGGGGUCUCGGACGAAGCGUCUUUGACGGUGACUCCGGCGGUGACUCCGGCGGUGACUCCGGGCGAAAGCCCCUCGGCGGCUGUGGUCGAGGAAGGCGCGCGCUGUUCCGCGGAGUCCUGCGAACCCCGCGGAACCGUUGCCGUGGCGGGCCGCGGAAGCGGCCCGCAUGAGUUUCAAUGCGCCUUUUGUCCGUCGAGUUUCCGCGUGAAAAGCUAUCUUACGCGGCACGCCAAGAAACACGCCCUGAACAAAGAGUUCCGAUGUCCGUUUCGGAGCCGGGCGUGCAAGUGCCAUGCUACGGGAGAGUUUUCACGGCGGGACUCGCUCAAGAUGCAUCUCAAGAGUAUUCAUUUUGUAUACCCGGUCGGAACGAGUCGGGCGCAGUACAACCGGUCACCGGGCCGGUGCGCGGCGUGUUUCCAGGAGUUCGACAGCAGUGUCGCGUGGCUCGCGACACACGUCGAGCCACGCGCGUGCCCGGCGCUAACGGAAGCGGUGUGGGAAAAUUGCAGUAUGUAG
Lachancea mirantina is the source of this 825-nucleotide messenger RNA. The record is from the annotation of a GenBank genome assembly. Lineage: Eukaryota; Fungi; Ascomycota; Saccharomycetes; Saccharomycetales; Saccharomycetaceae.